AUGAUUAGAAUCGUCCUUGUCUGCCUGUCUGCCCGCUCGCCUGCCCGCUUGUCCGCCCGCUCGCCUGCCUGCCUGCUCGCCCGCCCGCUUGCCUGCCUGUCCGCCAGUCUAUGGGAAUAUCUUUACGAUGUCCGACCCGAAUCCACCCUCCUGCUUGUGCAGCAGCUCCAGCAAGAGCUCCAAAACCAGCGCCUUGAUAUUCAAAACCAGCGUAAUGAAAUACAGCAACUACGUGCGGACCUUGAUGCUUCCCGAACAGAUGUCCACCAGCUUCGUACGCAGCUUCUUUCCGUCCAGACACCCAGAUCCCGCCUGCCAGAUCCGCCUCGCUUUAACGGUAAACCAUACACGCUUCGCACAUGGCUCCCGUCAAUUAAAGCAAAACUUCGAUCAGACCAGCUCGUAGGAGCUGAUGCUUUUGACUAUGUAUGGGAUCGACUAGAACAGUCUCAGCAAGCUUCUGUCCUGCACCUCCGCCAAUCUGCCGAAGAAAACCAGCUAUGGGAUCCUGAAGUUAUUUUCUCUUUUUUUCAGCGUCUAUGCCAUAACCCACGGGAACAGCAGGAGGCUAUUCAGCGCUUUACUUCUAUACAACAGAGGGAUGACGAAUCGCUUAUCGCCUACCUUGCUCGUUUUGAACGACUUUCAUAUGAAGCCAAUAGUACCGAUCGGCGUACCCGUCCUAGUCCAAAAUCAGCCCCGAAACCAGCUUUGACCCCGAAUACAGACCCAAUGGAUACUGAUCCGGUCCGAGUCAACUCAGUUAAAAUAAACCCCAAUCCUGUUCAUGUUGGCUCUGUGAGAGUAGCCCGAGCUGCUUCGCCUGUUUUAUCUGAUUCUUCUCAUGAAUCCACCACCUCUGACCGCCGCCGUUUCCGACUUGCGAAUAAUUUAUGCCUUUACUGCGGUUCUAAUGAUCAUUGGAUCGCAGACUGCGAUGCCCGCUCUACUUUGUCUGAUACUUCCGAGAAACCUCCGAAAAAGCUUACAGCCCGCGCCAGCAACCCGCCUCGCUAUUAG
This is a messenger RNA of Aspergillus tanneri, 1020 nucleotides long. RefSeq lists its product as uncharacterized. Gene Ontology annotation, molecular function: nucleic acid binding; zinc ion binding. The transcript is spliced from 3 exons. The record is from RefSeq and is a predicted model, not a curated record. Lineage: Eukaryota; Fungi; Ascomycota; Eurotiomycetes; Eurotiales; Aspergillaceae. Bases 1 to 1020 code for a protein of 339 amino acids.